GAAAAAAGAAAUGGUAAAAGAAAAGUAACACUAGUGGACUCGUAACCAAAGUUGUGUUAUCCCAGUCUCCAUCUUCUACAUUAUCUCCCAACAUAAGGAUAACAAGAUAGAUAUAUCGCAGAACGCAGAACGCAGCGCGAGAGAGUGAGUAACAAUGUCCUUGCUCUGUGCUUCACCAUCCGUCUCCUUCCCUUCAUCUUCACUCACUUCUCACAAAAAUGCAACCGCUAAAUCUUCCUUUGUUGGUUCCCAAUUGCCUCUUCCAACCCUUUCAUUGUCAUCUUCUUCUUCAAUUCGUACUACCCAUUUCUCUUCAUCUUUCGUUGUCCGUUCUCAACAGGACACUUCCGUGGUAGAACAAGAUCCACGAUUCAUCUGUGUUGAACCUGAGCCCCGAUUUCAAGGCCCGGACAUUUGGAACACGACGUGGUAUCCAAAAGCUUCGGAUCAUGUCAACACAGCAAAAACAUGGUAUAUUGUUGAUGCUGAAGAUAAAAUUCUUGGAAGACUAGCAUCCACAAUUGCCAAUCACAUCCGAGGCAAAAAUCUAGUGACUUAUACACCUAGUGUGGACAUGGGUGCAUUUGUCAUUGUGAUAAAUGCCGAAAAGGUUGCUGUGAGUGGGAAGAAGAGGACACAAAAGCUUUAUCGAAGGCACUCAGGUCGACCUGGUGGUAUGACAGUCGAGACAUUUGAUCAGCUGCAGAAAAGAAUUCCUGAAAGAAUUGUUGAACAUGCUGUUCGUGGCAUGCUUCCAAAAGGCAGGCUUGGUAGGACACUAUUCACACGCCUGAAAGUUUAUAGCGGCCCAGAACAUCCACAUGAGGCGCAGCAGCCGAUUGAUUUGCCACUUCAGGAUAAGAGAAUACAGUUGCAGAGAUGAAAUCAAUGAUGUCGGAUAUGACAAAUGUUGAUCAUUCUUAUCUAUAUAACCGAACAUGGAGCUUCUUUUUGCAUUAGCUGCUACUUGAAUGAAUCAUUUGAUGUUUAUAUUGUCUUUAGGUGUAUGCAAUGUAUUGUCAAACUUUGUAAGGACUUCCCUUUUGUACCUUUGAAUGUGAAGAAGCCAUAUUACAUUUUUCUACAGAUGCUAUAGUGGGAGUAACAUCACCGUCUCAAAUUAUUAAUGGGAUUAUUUUUAUUACUA
Messenger RNA from Lathyrus oleraceus (garden pea), 1147 nucleotides. Its product is annotated as 50S ribosomal protein L13, chloroplastic. The transcript has 4 exons. Bases 155 to 883 code for a protein of 242 amino acids. The record is from RefSeq and is a predicted model, not a curated record. Gene Ontology annotation, cellular component: cytosolic large ribosomal subunit; ribosome. NCBI's taxonomy places the organism in Eukaryota, Viridiplantae, Streptophyta, Magnoliopsida, Fabales, Fabaceae. Gene Ontology annotation, molecular function: structural constituent of ribosome; mRNA binding. Gene Ontology annotation, biological process: negative regulation of translation; translation.